AUGAUUUUUCUUUUUGUUCCAGUAAAAGAGACAAAAGAAGGAAAUGUAACAGUGAUAGAGGGAGUACUAACAGAAACAGAUGGGAAAAUUGAAGAGGUAGACAACCCCCAUGGGGCAUGUCCUAUCUGCUCACGUAACCUCACGUUCACCUGGAAGGAUGUCCAUAUCCUGUCCCAGUUCAUGCGGCCUGAUGGCCAGGUGAUGCCUCAGCAGGUGACAGGUGUUUGUAACACACAACACAAAAAGCUGUUCAUGGCUAUAGAAGAGGCCAAACAGGCAGGACUAUUUCCAGACCACAAACCCAGAAUGGGAGAUGUCACAGCUGUAAAAGCAUCGGAGGUUCCACUGAACAGGUUUAACGACUACUGUCCCCCUGAUUGGGUUGUGAUGAAAACGAUGACGAACGUCCCACAUCCACAGAUCCCGUACAGGAAGCUGCGGAGGUACACCAAGAUUAACCCCAAAAUCGUCAGGACCGCAGCAAGGAAGAGACCCUGAGAAAAAAUACUACAUGAUGUAGAAGUUAUACAGUGUCACUGAAAGAACAUAGUGGAAAUCGUUACAUCAGAAUAAUGUAUCUUAACUUUAUGUCAGAGCUUUGUUGUACAGUACACCAUACCUUGUAUGGCCAAGUCAGCAAGUGCAAAAUAACUUCUGCAACUCUUGACUUUUCAAAAGACAUUAUCCAGUUAAGUCUUAAGUUAGUCUUCUGGCUGAAAGGAAGAAGUGUAGAACUGUAAGAUGACCGGAAAGGAUAGUCGAACACUAUGAAAAGCAAGUGGAGUAGUGUUUAGCAUACUGGCACUGGCAUGUAGUGACCAUCCCGACCUUUGUAAAAGUCUUCUUGCUGAAAGCAUGAAUAUCUGUUCUUUACUUGAUGCUUAUAGAAUCUUAGACUUUUGCAUUGAAUAAAAACCACCACAG
Branchiostoma floridae (Florida lancelet) is the source of this 924-nucleotide messenger RNA. RefSeq names its product 39S ribosomal protein S18a, mitochondrial-like. Gene Ontology annotation, biological process: mitochondrial translation. Gene Ontology annotation, cellular component: mitochondrial small ribosomal subunit; ribosome. The coding region runs from base 1 to 498 and encodes 165 amino acids. Lineage: Eukaryota; Metazoa; Chordata; Leptocardii; Amphioxiformes; Branchiostomatidae. The record is from RefSeq and is a predicted model, not a curated record. The transcript has 4 exons. Gene Ontology annotation, molecular function: small ribosomal subunit rRNA binding; structural constituent of ribosome.